This is a messenger RNA of Notothenia coriiceps (black rockcod), 1188 nucleotides long. RefSeq names its product suppressor of cytokine signaling 4 (gene socs4). The record is from RefSeq and is a predicted model, not a curated record. Gene Ontology annotation, molecular function: 1-phosphatidylinositol-3-kinase regulator activity. NCBI's taxonomy places the organism in Eukaryota, Metazoa, Chordata, Actinopteri, Perciformes, Nototheniidae. Gene Ontology annotation, cellular component: phosphatidylinositol 3-kinase complex. Gene Ontology annotation, biological process: phosphatidylinositol phosphate biosynthetic process; intracellular signal transduction. The transcript has a single exon. The coding region runs from base 1 to 1188 and encodes 395 amino acids.
AUGUCAGAUAAGAAGCCACGAGGUUCAGACACUCGUCCCAAAAGUGGCUUCCGCAGUUGGAGUGCAGACAGUUAUGUUUGGCGGGGAAAGAAACGCUCCAGGAGCUCUCGCAACGGGUCGAGUCCUGGAGGAAUGGAGGUGGAGGGGACGGAGGAGCUGGGUGUGCGGUCAACAUCGUGUCCUAGGCGGCGCAGAGAGAGAAAGUGUAGCUGCAGCACUCUCGGGGAAGCAUUGACGUCUGCAGACAUUGAUGUGGUGUGUCGGAAGGCCUUGUCCCACCGCUCACUGCGACAAAGGUUUCAGGAUGCUGUGGGUCAGUGUUUUCCUCUGCGCUCUCACCAUCACCAUCAUCAUCAUCACCACCAUUCAUUGGGCUCCUCGCGACCCUUCUCAGUGCUCUUCUGGUCCAAACGCAAGAUCCACGUCUCAGAGCUCAUGCAGGAAAAGUGCCCCUUCUCGCCCAAAUCUGAACUGGCCCGAUGUUGGCACCUUAUUAAAAAUCAAGCCACCAACCAGAAUGCCCUCAUGGACAUGGAGAUUCCUCUCAAACCCAAUGUCUCAACUUCCUCUACCUCCCCACCAACGACCCCUCUCUCCUGGGACGACAUCUGCUGCUCUCCUGGGCCUGGAGGCACCAGUCUCGAGGACUGGGACCCUUCUUGUUCUCAUGGGGAAGCGGAGGGCAGCUGUGGCCACACUGACUACAUCCUUGUUCCAGAUCUUCUUCAGAUCAACAACAGCUCCUGUUACUGGGGUGUGUUGAACCGCUUCGAGGCGGAGGAGCUGCUUGAGGGCAAACCAGAGGGGACAUUUCUGCUCCGAGACUCGGCCCAGGAUGAGUUCCUCUUCUCAGUCAGCUUCCGCCGCUACAGCCGCUCCCUGCACGCACGCAUUGAGCAGAACGACAAACGCUUCAGCUUUGAUGUGCGCGACCCGUGUAUGUACCGGGAUCCCAGUGUGACGGGACUACUGAGACACUACAGUGACCCGGCCACCUGCCUCUUCUUUGAGCCCCUCCUUUCAAGGCCACUUCCAAGGACCUUCCCUUUCACCCUGCAGCACCUUUGCAGGACUGUGAUCUGUAGCCAUAUCACCUACCAGGGCAUAGACAACCUGAUGCUGCCCUACCAGCUCAGGGACUUCCUCCGCCAGUACCACAUCAAAUGUGAUGGGGCCUGCGCUGUGUGA